This is a messenger RNA of Glycine soja, 2248 nucleotides long. RefSeq names its product F-box/kelch-repeat protein SKIP6-like. Lineage: Eukaryota; Viridiplantae; Streptophyta; Magnoliopsida; Fabales; Fabaceae. Bases 786 to 1865 code for a protein of 359 amino acids. The transcript has a single exon. Gene Ontology annotation, molecular function: protein binding. The record is from RefSeq and is a predicted model, not a curated record.
UAGCCAAAGUGCAUGAUUAGAGUUUUUUGCCACAACAACCAAUCAGAGAAAAGGCGAUUUACAACUUGAGCUAUUUGUGCAUUUAGCAUUUGAAGUGUGUUUGGUUUCGUGAUGGAUGCAGCGGGUAUUGCAUUCACCCUGGUCGGACCACUUUUGAUCCAAAUUUGGGAUCUUUGGUUGCAAUAAAGCAAGAUCGAUUUAGCUGAUAAAGUCCAAGUUGGGUAUGAAGUAACCUCGGGUAGCUUUUGCUUCAUCCAAUAAUAUAGAUUUGUUGGACCUCUUCACCGAUUGUAAAGUGGCCUUUCUUGUCUGCAUCCUGCAAACGUAAGAACCUGAAAUUGGAUACAAGAUUUAAAUGUCUUUGAAAUAUUAAAAGCCUAGCCUAUUAGAUACUGCCAUGAUUGUGAAGCUCUAGAGUUUUAAAUUUUAAACUCUUCCAAGUUUAUUAUACUAGGACAAACACAAGCUUACAGCAUGUUUGGAUACCACCAAAAAUCGUGGUGGAUCCAAUAAAAUCACGGUGAAUACGUGAAUUUUCUAAAGCAUCUACCAGUAACUUCAAAUACAACGUGAUUUUAGAAUCGAAUUUGAUUGACCCCACCGCCAUCCCAAACAUACCAUUAAUCUCUUCUAAACUUAUUUUUUUGUCAAACUUGCACAAUUUCAAGUGAACGUGACAAAAAUCAGUGAGAUGUUGAUUAUAUAAGAGUUUUCAGGUUCGGAUAAACUGAGUUCCUCAAAGCAUUGCCAUACACCUGCUACCAGAAGGCAAUUGUUCAGGGAAAAUGAUGUCGUGGGCGUGUCGUUCGGAAGAGUCAGAGAGCCCCAACAACCUAAUCCCGUACCUCCCAAACGACGUCGCAUUGAACUGCCUAGCACGCAUCCCUCGUUCCCACCACCCAACCCUCUCGCUUGUGUCGAAACCAAUCCGAAGCCUCCUCUAUUCCCCUCUCUUGUUCACCACGCGCUCCCUCCUCCAAUGCACCCAACCCCUCCUCUACCUCACUCUCCGCUCACGCGAUUCCUCCCUCCAGUGGUUCACGCUCCACCGCACAAACCCUAACCCCCUCCUUGCUCCUCUUCCUCCCAUCCCCUCCCCCGCCGUUGGCUCCGCCUACGCCGUCCUUGGCCCCACCAUCUACGUCCUCGGCGGCUCCAUCCAAGACGUCCCCUCCUCCCACGUCUGGCUCCUCGACUGCCGCUUCCACCGCUGGCUCCGUGGUCCCCCCAUGCGCGUCGCCCGCGAGUUCGCCGCCGCCGGCGUCCUCCACGGCAAGAUCUACGUCCUCGGAGGCUGCGUCGCCGACACCUGGUCCCGCUCCGCCAACUGGGCAGAGGUCCUUGACCCCGCCUCGGGCCGGUGGGAGAGGGUCGCCAGUCCGACGGAGGUCCGGGAGAAGUGGAUGCACGCCAGCGCCGUCGUCGGGGACCGAAUCUACGCGAUGGCGGACCGCGGCGGCAUCGCUUUCGAGCCACGCAGCUGCGCGUGGGAGAGCGUGGGGGGAGAAUUGGACCACGGGUGGAGGGGGAGGGCGUGCGUGGUGGAGGGAAUCUUAUACUGCUACGACUACUUGGGGAAAAUCAAAGGGUUCGAUGUGGGGCGCGGGGUGUGGGAGGAGCUGAAGGGGUUGGAGAAUGCUUUGCCGAGGUUUUUGUGUGGGGCCACCAUGGCUGAUUUGGGUGGGAAACUGUGCGUGGUUUGGGAGUGCCAAUGCAAUGGGAAGGAGAUGGAGAUUUGGUGCGCGGAGAUUGGGGUGAAGAAGAAUUCGGAUGGGGAAUUGUGGGGUCAACUUGGUUGGUUUGGGAAGGUUCUUUCUGUUCCCAAAGGCUCUUCUAUUGUCAACUGUUCUUCUGUUUCCUUGUGAUUGUGACCAUGCAUGCAAGCAUUCUUUGAUUUUGCAUUGAAUUGCCGCCACUUCCUGCUCUGAUGUUUGUAUGUGAAACUAUGAAUAAUUAAAUAAACAGGAGCUGCUCAAGCAGUACUACGCCUGGAAGUGAAUCAAGUGAUGUGUUUGUGGAAUGAAAGUUUGUGUACAAAUGUCUCUGCGACAUUGAAUUUCAGUUACUGGAUGAUUAAGCAAUACUCUUGUUGUUGCAUAACAUGGACAUUCAUUUGUCAGUUAUUCGGAUAAUCAUAGGAAAUGUGUAUUUAUAUCUGAAUUCCGUUUCAUAUUUGUAUCUGUAUUUACAUUUACAUACUUAAUAUAUGAUAUAUUCUCACUCAUAAUUGAGGAAAUAGAUUUGGCAA